This is a messenger RNA of Cuscuta europaea, 959 nucleotides long. The record is from the annotation of a GenBank genome assembly. NCBI's taxonomy places the organism in Eukaryota, Viridiplantae, Streptophyta, Magnoliopsida, Solanales, Convolvulaceae.
AGGUAUGGUGCAUCUCAUUGUGUGGGCAAAUGAAAUAGUGACACAUGGAAAUAGUGGGACAUGAAAUAGUGUCAUUAAUGAAUUGACUUGGAAUGCUAUUUGGUGAGAAAGGCAAAUGUAUGGUACACUCCAAAUUUGAAGAGGUACUAUAGAAAUCUCCUUGAAUUGAUUUGGGUACGUUUAAAUACGAGUACCUCCAAAACCCUGCAGAACGAAGUUUGAGAUUACUCUGUGCGCAGGCUGAAGAGUAGGGUUUAUCUAUCCCGCGGCAGAGAAGAACUACCAGAAUGGUGGCAGCGCCAAUUGAAUCCGUUCAAUGCUUCGGUCGUAAAAAGACGGCGGUUGCCGUUACUCACUGCAAACGCGGCCGUGGACUAAUCAAGAUCAACGGCUAUCCAAUCGAGUUGAUCCAGCCGGAGAUACUCCGUUACAAGGCUCUCGAGCCCAUUCUCCUCCUAGGACGGAACCGUUUCGCCGGGGUUGACAUGCGCAUCCGCAUCACAGGCGGAGGUCAAACUUCCCAGAUCUACGCCAUUCGGCAAUCAAUUUCAAAAGCGCUCGUCUCAUUCUACCAGAAGUACGUGGAUGAGCAAUCGAAGAAGGAGAUCAAGGAUAUCCUUGUUCGCUAUGACAGAACAUUGCUUGUGGCUGAUCCAAGGCGAUCUGAGCCGAAGAAGGCUGGAGGUCCCGGUGCUCGUGCAAGGUUCCAGAAAUCAUACCGUUGAUCGCUCAUGAGUUCUUCUUCCGACGACAGUAUUGACAUUUUUUAAGAUUGAAUUUGAUAGGAUUACUCUGCUUCUUAAAUAGUUACACUUUCCCUGUAAAACUACUUAGAGAGGAUAUGUUUUGAUCGACAUUGACACUUCUAUGUGAGUUAAUUAAGUUUUUUUAGUAAUGCGGGUUAAUUAGAUAGGUUAAGAAGACUCGUUUUUAAUAAAAAGUUAAAGUUUGCUUUUUUA